UCUCUCUCUCUCUUGUGUUUCUCUAUCGCACUCAAUAUAUAUACACGAACCUUCCUCGUUAUUUCCUCCCAAGAACAUCUCAAACAUUUCAAUAUAUAUUUUGACCAACAAACACUCAUAUAAUCAUAUAUAUAUAUAUAUAUAUCCUCAUAAACCCUAAACCCUAUCUUGUUUUAACAACUCUCUUGUUCCAAACUCAAGAGAAAAAAGAGGUUAGUUACAUCAGCAAUGGCUAAAGUCGGGAAGCUGACAAAGCUCAAGUCGGCCAUAAAGAAAUGGCCUUCCUUCACCAAGAACCACCACCACUCGUCCUCCUCUGCCGCCGUCUCCGAUGAGCUCUCAGAAGACAACAAUCUCCAUGUUGUUUAUGUUGGUCAGACUCGAAGACCUUACAUGCUUAGACCGGACAUCAUCUCUCACCCACUUUUUCAAGAACUAGUGGACAGGUCUUCUAGAUCCGUGGAACAUGAUCGUGAGAUUGUUGUUGCUUGUGAAGUUGUUUUGUUCGAACACUUGUUGUGGAUGCUCAAGACUGGUCAAGAAGGAGGAUCCGUUGAAGAAUUGGCUGAGUUCUAUACUUAUUGA
This is a messenger RNA of Eruca vesicaria subsp. sativa (arugula), 585 nucleotides long. The record is from the annotation of a GenBank genome assembly. Lineage: Eukaryota; Viridiplantae; Streptophyta; Magnoliopsida; Brassicales; Brassicaceae.